AUGCCAGUUGAAUCGAAAUCGAGGGUGAUAUUAAUCGAAUUGAAAAACUUACCAAACCAACAAUCAAUGAAUUGGGGGAAUAUGGGCAAUGAGCUUGAACCGGUGCCAGAAUUAACUGGCCGACCAAUUCUUGCGAAGCCAAUCGACGUACAGCCACAUUUCCCAAUAUGGAUGGUAGUGAAACAAUACAACAACUCAAUCAACAUCCUUCCUGUCGUUGUCAUGCGCCAUCACCCAUAUAAACCCAAUGAAUUGUGGUCUCUUCAGAAUGCAGUUAAAUAUGCGUAUAAAUUACAUCUUGAUAAAACUUAUCGAUUAAAUCAUUGUUCAAUAUUAUCGUAUCCUGAUCAAAGGAAAAUGGUCAAGUACGCUGUACACGAUGUUUUGGCCGUAACAUUUUUAUUACGACCAAUUAUGGAAAAUUGGACAUUCAAAAUGAUCGAGACCAGAAACAUGAAGGAAGUGUUCGUUGCAUUUGAAUCAAUUGAGCUUGCCCAAUUACAGACAACAAUAAAAAAGAAGAAAAAGAAGAACAUCGAUGUAGAGAAAUUAACGGGGAUAUUCGCAGUCGGCGAUUCUGAUAUCGAACCGAUAUCGUCAGACGAAGAAGUAUACUUACAUCAAAUUAUACAACAAGAUGAUAAAAUGGAAUUAGAAUCAGCAACAACAGCAGCUCUUGGAAUUGACGAUGAAUUAAUUGGUGAUGUAGAGGAAACGAUUGACAUAGUUCAACUAGUUCCUGAUCCGACAGAACAACAACCACCGCAACGAAGAAAGAAGAUUCGAUCAACCGAAGCACAGAAGAAGCACAACAAGAAAAGAAAAGAAGCGAUCAUCUUCGGCUAUUCCGGUAUCAACAUGUUUUGA
Molecule: messenger RNA, 867 nt
Organism: Adineta ricciae
Lineage: Eukaryota; Metazoa; Rotifera; Eurotatoria; Adinetida; Adinetidae
Source: the annotation of a GenBank genome assembly